CAUGCUAGCUGCCGGUCGAUUAUGGAGGUGGCCCCAGAAGGGAAGGGCACUUUGGAUGUUAAGUACUCUCUGAGAGCAGAGCUGUUUUAUUAUUCCAGGAACCAUGGCAAGAGAGACCACCCGAGCAUUACGGUUGUGUCUCCAUCACAUGGCUCUGCUCCGAAGACCCCCACAUCCCGCCGCAUCGCUCCAAAGAAAUAGACCCUUCAGCUCACUAAGGGAAGGUAAGCGCCGGGGGCUGUUAUGGAAGACACUUGUUGGCGUGUCUGUCGGCGUGCCCGUGGCAGUGGGGGUCCGGUAUGCUGCGUCCGAACCCAGAGACAGGAGGAGGAUGAAGAUUCUGACUGAAGGAUUUGGUCGCUUCUGCAGAUGUCUCUCUGUGGGAAUCGUGAUCUCUGGGGAUUACUGGUGGACCACUAACGUGGCUCUUCGCGGCCAAGAUGAGAGCAGCCCAUCCUACCUGGCCAAGAUGUCGGCCUGCCACCAACGGGCAGCCGAGUGCAUGGUGGGAGGAGCCCUGAGCAACGGAGGAAUAUACAUCAAACUCGGCCAAGGUCUGUGUUCCUUCAACCACCUGCUGCCCCCAGAGUACAUCCGCACCCUGCAAAUACUGGAAGACAAGGCCCUGAACCGGAGGUACAAAGAGGUGGAUGCUCUCUUCCAGGAAGACUUCAACAAAACCCCGAAGCAGCUUUUUAAAGAGUUCGACUAUGAGCCCAUCGCUGCUGCCAGCUUGGCCCAGGUUCAUAAGGCGGAGCUGUUUGACGGGACCCCCGUCGCCGUGAAGGUGCAGUACAUUGACCUCAGGGAUCGGUUUGACGGCGAUAUCAGAACAUUGGAGAUCCUGCUGGAUGUCGUGAAGUUCAUGCACCCCACCUUUGGAUUCCGAUGGGUUCUUAAGGACUUGAAGGGAACAUUGGGUCAAGAGCUGGAUUUUGAGAACGAGGCCAAGAAUUCAGAGAGGUGCGCGGAGGAGCUGAAACACUUCAGUUUUGUUGUCGUACCCAAAGUGUUCUGGGAGCAAACCAGUAAGAGAGUGAUGACGGCAGAGUUCUGCGACGGCUGCAAAAUCAACGACGUGGAAGAAAUUAAAAGACAAGGGUUGAGUUUGAAAGAUGCCGCAGAUAAGCUGAUCCGAACAUUUGCCGAGCAAAUAUUCUACACCGGUUUCAUCCACGCCGACCCGCAUCCGGGAAACGUUCUAGUGAGACGAGGUCCUGACAACAAGGCACAGUUGGUUCUCUUGGACCACGGCUUGUACGAACACCUCAGCCAGCGUGACCGAGUGGCACUCUGUAAACUGUGGCGGUCCGUAGUCCUGAGAGACGAGGCAGCAAUGGAGGAGCACUCCAAAGCACUUGGUGUCAAAGAGUACUUCCUCUUCUGCGAGAUGCUGCUGCAGCGGCCCAUCAACAUGCGUGAGCUGGGUCUGUCCAACAUCCUGAGCCGAGAGGAGACGACCUACAUGCGCGAGAUGGCCAGCGAGCGCUUCGACAGCAUCAUGCGCGUGCUGAAGUCGAUGCCCCGGCCCAUGCUGCUCGUGUUCCGGAACAUCAACACGGUCCGAAGCAUCAACAUCAGCCUGGGAGCGCCGGUGGACCGCUACUUUGUCAUGGCCAAGAGUGCGGUGCGAGGCUGGGGGAACAUCCAGGCAGCGAGGACGGGGGUGCUGCCCAGGCUCUGGGUCUUCCGCUGGGUGAGGACGACAUGGGAGGGCCUUAAGUUCGAACUGGCUUUAAGGUGGGAGAUGGCAGCGAUGAGUCUGACGCGCUCCUUCCUGGGCCUGCUGUCCUACGUCGGUCUCGUAUCUCUGGACGCAGACGUGUACGAGUACCUGAGGUAGUGCGCAGACGUCUCUCUACGAAGGAACUAUUCCAAGCACAAGUUGAUCCAACAGCAAUGAGUUAUUUCCACUACUGUAGCAGCUCUAAAUGCUGCUAGUAAUGGUCACGCGGAUUCAACACCAAAUCAGCCGGGACUCUGGUGUCAGACUGGACUGCAGCACUGUGAAGACCCAAACCCGCUGUAGUGAGGCCUCCCAGAGGCCAGAACUUUACAGCCCAUCGUAAGGCUUUGAAUUCAAUCAUAUUUUUGGUGUACUUUAAAUUUUGUUUUUGUGUAAUCAUAGCAAUUGAAACAUUUUAAACUGCAGAUUAUGUUUAAAGAACUAUUCAGCAGUCGAUGUAUUCUGAGUUAAGCGGAAGAACAACAAGCUACACAAGACGAUGUUAAGCUGCAGCUCAACUAUGUGAGAAACCGCAGCUUUGAUGACGGCAAUACAGAUUAUAGGUUUAUGUUCAUCAUUGUCUGAUUAACAGUUUGUGUUCUGUGUUACACGGAUGGAAGCUUCGCUGUUGGUGGUUUGGCUUCUUUUCUUCUGAGUCCACUCAGUCCAGUGCCAGCGAACCAAAUGUUAAAUUAUUUUAACAAUGUAAAUAAAAUGUUCUACCUCCUUCUUUAAGGCAUCAUUGUCUUUCCAGCUCAAUAAACACACACGAGCCUUGUGUAAAUUAC
This is a messenger RNA of Anarrhichthys ocellatus (wolf-eel), 2514 nucleotides long. RefSeq names its product aarF domain containing kinase 5 (gene adck5). Bases 104 to 1843 code for a protein of 579 amino acids. The record is from RefSeq and is a predicted model, not a curated record. The transcript has 15 exons. Lineage: Eukaryota; Metazoa; Chordata; Actinopteri; Perciformes; Anarhichadidae.